Molecule: messenger RNA, 495 nt
Organism: Lentinula edodes (shiitake mushroom)
Lineage: Eukaryota; Fungi; Basidiomycota; Agaricomycetes; Agaricales; Omphalotaceae
Exons: 2
Coding region: 1-495 (164 amino acids)
Biological process (GO): DNA integration; DNA recombination
Molecular function (GO): DNA binding
Source: RefSeq, a predicted model, not a curated record
AUGACCCUUGAACUCUCAUCGGCCAGGCAACCUACCCGGAAACCCUGGUCCAUAGCAGAGCUAGUGCGAGGCCGUAACGUUGCGCUCGGACUCGCUACCGAUGUCUCUUCUCAGCGCUCAUACAAUUCCCAUCUUAACUCCUACAUCGCGUGCUGUACCAUGCACUCCUUCCCACUUGACCCCACCCCCGACACCCUCUCCUUCUUCAUCGUCUACAUGUCACACCACAUCGAGCCACGUUCAGUUGGAACCUACCUCUCAGCAGGCUCCGUCCCCACCAGGUCUUGGUUUAUGCACCGGCUCCGCGCCCUCAAACCUGACACCCGCUGGGCUGGCCAGUCAAUGCGAGCAGGAGGCGCCACUGCAAUGGCAGAAGACGGCGCCCCUCCUCAAGCUAUUCAAGCUGCUGGGCGGUGGGCAUCUGACACAUUCCAGCUUUACAUCAGAAAGAACCCGUUUGUACUCAACGCCAUGCUUGCCACUCAUCGAGCAUAA